AUGAUGCCGCUGCGCAGCACUGGUCCUCUGGCUUCAACCUCGACCAUCGGAAGCGCUCUACCACAUCUCCGCGAUGAGCCCAUGGACGGUGACGACUCUGAUCAUUCGCGAGACCGCCGCACCGAGCAUAAGAUGAGCUUCGCCAGCAAGCAGAUCAAGGCGCUCUCGAUUCUUCGCUCGGACCCGCAAUUCCUCGAGCAGACUCGCUCCGCCGACGUCGGCCAGGCACUCCAGCUUCAACUCGCCACUAAUCCUCCCAAGCUCUUUCCGGAGAACGAUGGUGCUCGACUGAUCGAUUUCUUUAGUGCAUGGGUGCAGGAGUGGGAGCUCGGCAUGGAAGGGCUAGCAAUCCUGAAUAACUGUGCGGCCAACCUUGGCGACGUCGUUCCUCCCUGGGACUUUGUUUGGACCGACAAGUACCUCUGCGACCCCUCUGUCCCGCCCAUCGACCAGAUCAAGCCUUUGGAGGACGUCAACGGGUUCAAGAUGACUGACGAGCUUUGCGUCAACAAGGGCUGCGAUUGCGACGACGACGAAUGCGAUCCCAAGACCUGCGCCUGUCUGCGUAGGGCUGCCGACUGCUACCCCUUCGCCGAUUCGUACUACCAGAGGAUGUUCGCUGGUUCUGGAUCGCAAACUGGCAUCGAUGGAACAGAUGCAAAAGCGCCGGGUCUCGAAUUCAUCUACAACGCAGACGGUCGCAUCAGGAUGAAGGAUGUCCCAGUGGGCACGCCGAUCUUCGAGUGCAACAAGUUUUGCUCAUGUUCGGCAUCAUGCAAGAUUCGCGUGGUCCAGAAGGGCAAGAAGGUUCCUCUUGCUUUUUGGAAGACCGAGUCCAAAGGGUGGGGAAUCAAAACUCUCGCCGACCUCCCCGCUGGUACCUUUGUCGGCAGCUACGGCGGCGAACUCCUCAACGACCAAGAAAGUGAACGACGUGCCGACGCGUACGAAAAGAUGCUUGGCACCACCUACCUCCAGACGGUGGACAGCCACAUCAUUAUGGUCCACCUAACACUCAAGAUCAUCGAGCGCGAUUUGGCCGAGCGAAACUUACUCGGCCACUACCGCCGAAACCAGCGCAAGCUCGUCGAGCUCGUCACCGAGACCGCCUACGCCAUCGAGGUGUACGAUGACUACCUGAAGUUCAUCCAGGACGACAAUAAGUGCAUCGAACUUGGGCUGCACGAAUCCGAGAUGAGGAUUAGGGAAGGUACUUCGGAUCGUCUCCGCGAAGCACACAUCGCUCAGCGUGCAAAGGAGCUCGCCGAGCCGCGUGCAAGGGAAGCGGCGGUUCGGAGACGUGCGCAAGAAGAGGCACAUCGAGAUCCACGCGAACCAUACGUACCCAAAAUUCCCAUCACCGAAUCGGACUUUGAGGAUCCCGUGUGGAACUUUCUCAGCCUCAGCCUGGAAGAGCAGGACCGGGCAUGCGCGCUGCGCGAGAUCCGAUCCGACCUGGAGGACGAGCACCUGGUCACGGUCGAUUCCGCGCUGUGGGGCAACCACACGCGCUUCUUCAACCACUCGUGCGAUCCCAACAUCUUCCACGUGCCCGUCUACACGGACGACGCCUCCAUCUUGCGUCCCUUGCUCGCCUUUUUCACCACGCGCGAAGUGAAAGCAGGCGAGGAACUCUGCUUCAACUACAGAGGCACCCAGUACUCGGACGACAUGCCGAUACCCUCGUCGUCGUCGGCCUCGACGUCUGCGCUGGCUCCCGCGACCCCCUCGAAAGGCCAGGGCCGCACGAGAACGAAGCCCACCGUCAUCCAUCCGCCGUCGACCAAGCCGGGCGCCGACACCGUGGCUGCAAUCACGACGAGCGCCGCCGAGAGCGCCGCAGCGGCGGCGGCCAUGGGCAGGCCGCCGGCGGGCAACCGCCUCGAUAUCCGGUGUCGCUGUGGCGCGGUCAACUGUACCGGUCGUGUGUUUAAUUAG
This is a messenger RNA of Sporisorium graminicola, 1938 nucleotides long. RefSeq lists its product as uncharacterized. The coding region runs from base 1 to 1938 and encodes 645 amino acids. The record is from RefSeq and is a predicted model, not a curated record. The transcript has a single exon. NCBI's taxonomy places the organism in Eukaryota, Fungi, Basidiomycota, Ustilaginomycetes, Ustilaginales, Ustilaginaceae. Gene Ontology annotation, cellular component: nucleus. Gene Ontology annotation, molecular function: zinc ion binding; histone methyltransferase activity; protein binding.